GAGCAGUAGCGGAAAGUGGGCUUUUUGCGAAGGGAUUUUCUUGGGAUGAGAGCUUAUCUCCUGCCUUCAUUUGGGAUGCUCUCCCUGCUUUAACCCCUUCAGCCUUCAGUCUCACCCCUGGACAACCUGUCUCCCCCGGGAUCCCGGAGGACACCGGACGGGAGCCCUCAGGCAGAGGAGCCAACGUUUUCCUUCCUAAGUGCAUAAACUGCACGCAUACGCAUACACACACACACGCACACACAAACACACACGCAAGGCAAGCGCGCGAGCCGGAUCGCCCUUCGAGGCGGCUCUGCCGGCUCCCCUCCUCCCUAAGCAUCCUCGGCCCAGCGCGCCUCGGACCAUCAUGGAGGUGCUGGAGAGCGGGGAGCAGAGCGUCCUGCAGUGGGACCGCAAGCUGAGCGAGCUGUCAGAGCCCGGGGAAACCGAGGCUCUCAUGUAUCACACGCACUUCUCAGAACUUCUGGAUGAGUUUUCCCAGAACGUGUUGGGUCAGCUCCUGAAUGACCCUUUCCUCUCAGAGAAGAGUGUGUCGAUGGAGGUGGAGCCAUCCCCAACGUCCCCGGCGCCUCUCAUCCAGGCCGAGCACAGCUACUCUCUGUGCGAGGAGCCUCGGGCCCCGUCACCGUUCACCCACGUUACCACCAGUGACAGCUUCAAUGACGAUGAGGUGGAGAGUGAGAAAUGGUACCUGUCUACAGACUUCCCGUCAACAACCAUCAAGACAGAACCGAUUAUGGAUGAGCCACCCCCAGGACUUGUUCCCUCUGUCACUCUGACCAUCACAGCCAUCUCCACCCCUUUUGAAAAGGAGGAACCCCCUCUGGAAAUAAAUCCUGGGGUUGACUCCUCGUGCCAGACCAUUAUUCCCAAGAUUAAGCUGGAGCCUCAUGAAGUGGAUCAAUUCCUAAACUUCUCUCCUAAAGAAGCCUCCGUGGACCACCUGCACUUACCACCCACCCCUCCCAGCAGCCACAGCAGCGACUCAGAGGGCAGCCUGAGCCCCAACCCGCGCCUGCACCCCUUUGGCCUGCCUCAGACCCACAGCCCGGCCAGGGCCGUGGCCCGGGCCCCCUCGGCCCUCUCCAGUUCUCCUCUCCUCACAGCGCCACAUAAACUGCAGGGAUCAGGCCCCCUGGUCCUGACAGAGGAGGAGAAGAGGACCCUGAUUGCUGAGGGCUAUCCCAUCCCCACCAAACUGCCCCUAACAAAAUCAGAGGAGAAGGCCCUGAAGAAAAUCCGGAGGAAAAUCAAGAAUAAGAUUUCUGCCCAGGAAAGUAGGAGAAAGAAGAAAGAAUACAUGGACAGCUUGGAGAAAAAGGUGGAGUCUUGUUCAACUGAGAACUUGGAGCUUCGGAAGAAGGUAGAGGUUCUGGAGAAUACCAAUAGAACUCUCCUGCAGCAGCUGCAGAAGCUUCAGACUUUGGUGAUGGGCAAGGUUUCGCGCACCUGCAAGUUGGCCGGCACGCAGACCGGCACCUGCCUCAUGGUCGUUGUGUUAUGCUUUGCUGUCGCAUUUGGCAGCUUCUUUCAGGGCUACGGGCCCUAUCCUUCUGCCACCAAGAUGGCUCUGCCCAGCCAGCAUUCCAUGUCGGAGCCGUACACAGCUUCUGUCGUGAGAUCCAGGAACCUGCUGAUCUAUGAGGAACAUUCUCCCCUGGAGGAGUCAUCCACCCCAGCCUCGGCUGGGGAGCUUGGGCGCUGGGACAGAGGCUCCUCCCUGCUCAGGGCGUCAGGGCUGGAGGCUAGGCCAGACGUGGAUCUUCCUCAUUUCAUUAUCUCGAAUGAGACCAGCCUGGAGAAAUCAGUGCUGUUGGAGCUGCAGCAGCACUUGGUCAGCGCCAAACUGGAGGGGAACGAAACACUGAAAGUCGUAGAACUCGACAGAAGAGUGAACGCCACUUUCUAAAGAGGCAGUCUCCACCUCCUUCUUUCUCUUCACUCUACUUUUACAUCCCCAAACCACCUUUGUCAUCAGCUUUUUCUUUUUGUCACCUGAUUUGGAUGAAGACAUGGGCAAGCAGUCAUGGCUUUGGAUGGAGGACAGCCUGGGAUUUCCCCCUGUGGUGAGAGAGCACCUCCCCCUCCAGUCCCAUGUCCCUCUCUGCACAGGGGGCCUGGCAUCUCCCCCUCCCUUUCACUUACUGCCAUAGGAAAUUAUUUUAGGGUCGGGGUGGGACAAGCCGGCUUGUUUCUACCUAUAGUGCCAAAAAGAUGCUGCCUGAUUCUCACCAGGGGGUGACCACCUCUUUGGAG
Molecule: messenger RNA, 2259 nt
Organism: Diceros bicornis minor
Lineage: Eukaryota; Metazoa; Chordata; Mammalia; Perissodactyla; Rhinocerotidae
Gene: CREB3L2
Product: cAMP responsive element binding protein 3 like 2
Exons: 12
Coding region: 350-1912 (520 amino acids)
Biological process (GO): regulation of transcription by RNA polymerase II
Molecular function (GO): DNA-binding transcription factor activity, RNA polymerase II-specific; cAMP response element binding
Source: RefSeq, a predicted model, not a curated record